AUGGCCACGUCAGCACUUAAUCUGGAAGCUGCCACCGACUACUCUGCUGAUGGGUUCAUCGCUGCCUAUCGGAGAUUCAUGAGUCGACGAGUUCAUUGCAGGAACCUCUUCAGUGAUUGUGGAACAAAUUUCGAUGAUGCAGAUAAGGAGCUGAAGAGGUUGUUCUCCACUGGAUCAAAGGAGUUCCAGCAUCUCUCAGCAGUUUGCCUGCAAGACGGUACUCGGUGGUCUUUCAAUCCACCUGGCGCCCCUCACUUUGGAGGAAAAUGGGAGGCAGCGGUAAAAUCAGUGAAGUAUCAUCUCUCUCGAAUGAUUCGGGAUACUACGCUGACGUUCGAGGAACUCUCUACGCUGCUUACCCAGAUUGAAGCUGUGCUCAACUCCAGACCUCUACAGGCUCUCUCUGAAGACCCCGACGACGUGUUGUGUCUCACUCCGGGGCAUUUUUUGAUUGGAGAAGCUCCAAUAGCUCUACCGGAACCUUCACUAGACCAUCUCAACGAUGGACGACUCUCAAGAUGGCAACUGAUUCAGCAGAGGCUGCAGUAUUUCUGGAAACAGUGGUCUACAGGAUACCUGCAGCAGCUUCAGUCCAUCUCCAAGUGGCAUCAUCCGUCCAACGACAUUCGUAUCGGCUCUGUUGUUCUGCUCUCCGAUGAGAGGUUCCCGCCAGCGAAGUGGCCUCUAGCUCGGGUCACAGCUCUACACCCUGGGAAGGAUAGUCUCUCCAGAGUUGUGACCAUCAGGACAGCAACGACGACAUUGACUCGGCCGAUCUCCAAGCUGUGUUUCAGGCUCUAUCAUGGCUUUCUCGAGAACCUGGUCACCAACAAGUUGCUGACGGGAGGGAGAAUGUUGAGGCUUCAGCCUCACGUCACGGCAGUUUCACCACUGUUAGAGAACAGGGGUGACGAUAAGAUUCAGAGCGCUCCAAAAUUGCAGGGGGCGGGACCUGGUCGUCUUCUCCGGUCCACUGGAUCCACUCUAGCCAAUGGAAUAACUCCACGUGUCAGGUAG
Diachasma alloeum is the source of this 1017-nucleotide messenger RNA. RefSeq lists its product as uncharacterized. Gene Ontology annotation, molecular function: nucleic acid binding. The coding region runs from base 1 to 1017 and encodes 338 amino acids. The record is from RefSeq and is a predicted model, not a curated record. The transcript is spliced from 3 exons. NCBI's taxonomy places the organism in Eukaryota, Metazoa, Arthropoda, Insecta, Hymenoptera, Braconidae.